Molecule: messenger RNA, 1188 nt
Organism: Cercospora beticola
Lineage: Eukaryota; Fungi; Ascomycota; Dothideomycetes; Mycosphaerellales; Mycosphaerellaceae
Cellular component (GO): nucleolus
Molecular function (GO): nucleic acid binding
Source: RefSeq, a predicted model, not a curated record
GUCGCACACCACACACCCCACGCCCACCGCCGCCAUGGGUCUCGCCGGGAACAAGAAGAAAACCAAACUCUCCGCCGACCCCAACAACACCGCCUGGGCCAAAUCCACCACAUCCUUCGGCCACAAAAUCCUCUCCAAACAAGGCUGGAAGCCUGGCGAUUAUCUCGGCGCAGAAAAUGCCUCGCAUUCAGAUCACUAUACCGCCGCCAAUGCCUCCCACAUCCGUGUAAUGCUUCGCGAAGACAAUCUCGGACUCGGCGCGAAAAUCGGAACACAGAAUGCCGAGACUUUCGGGUUGAGCAUGUUCUCUGGACUUCUGGGGCGAUUGAACGGGAAAGAGGAAGACCAAGUCGCGUUGAAAAAGAAAGAGGAGACGCUACGGGAUGUGCAGUUGAAGCUGAAAUACGGGAACCUGAACUUCGUGAGAGGAGGACUCCUAGUAGGCGAUAAGAUGUGCGAAGUCAAGACCGAUUUGGGACACUUAAAGGAAGGCGGGAAGAAGCGUAAAGCCAGCGACGCCGAAAACGACGAGGAUGAGGAGGCAGAAGACAGCAAAGCCGCAAAGAAACGACGAAAACAGAAAAAAAGACAAAAAGCCACCAACGGAACCGCAGCCGCAAUUAAAGAAAUGAAACGUCAACGAAGAAUGGAAGCCGGAGCAGAAGAUAUCCCCAGCACCACCGACGUUCCCUCGCGAGAAGCAGAAUCCACAUCAGACUCCACGAGCUCCAGCGAAGACGAAAAGCCCUCUUCCUCAUCAAAACGCAGCAAAAAGUCCUCGCGCAAAGAAUCCAAACGCUCAUCAGAAGACAGCAAUCCCAUCGAUAAAGACGAGAAAGCUCGCCUCAAGGCAGAGAAGCGCCAACGGAAAGAAGAGCGCCGGAAACGCAAAGAGGAGAAACGAGCAAAGCGAGCCGCGAAAGAGGCGAAGAAGGACUCAAAAUCUAGUUCUGCUGUUGCCAGCGAGUCAGAAGCCGCGACGACAGCAUCAGGGACGUCUACGCCAACGUUCCUGGGCGGGAGACAGGCUGUGCGACAUCGAUAUAUCAUGCAAAAGAGGAUGGCAGCGGGAAGUGCACAGGCGUUGAAGGAGAUUUUCAUGAUGAAGCCGCAGGUCGCUUCAUGAGACGAGAUGACACGGUAGCGAUAGAUUCUCAGCAUGUAUGCAUCAAAAGUAAUGGAACCACG